Penicillium lagena is the source of this 1092-nucleotide messenger RNA. RefSeq names its product glycoside hydrolase family 130 protein. The transcript has a single exon. Lineage: Eukaryota; Fungi; Ascomycota; Eurotiomycetes; Eurotiales; Aspergillaceae. Bases 1 to 1092 code for a protein of 363 amino acids. The record is from RefSeq and is a predicted model, not a curated record.
AUGAAGGCUUCACUGCAGUGUCUCCUCGUGUUAGGACUUGGGGCUAGCAGCGCCCUUGCGGCCUCCUCCAACACGCCUCCCAAAAUCACGCCUAAGUCGCAACAGAAUGAGGCCAAUUACACGGCGCCAUACUUCCCAUUGCUCGGUUUCGAGCAGUAUGCGAACAACCCCAUCAUGAGACCUGAUCCCGACCACUCAUGGGAGUCUUCAUACCUCUACAACCCGAGCGCCAUCGUUCUUGAUGACAUGGUCUUCCUGCUCUAUCGGGCUCAGGACAAGCAGAAGACUUCGAGCAUUGGCCUCGCCUGGUCAAGCGAUGGAUACAAUUUCACCCGUUACGAUCAGCCAAUCGUUUAUCCCACAGAGCCGUACGAAAAAACAGGUGGCUGUGAGGAUCCGCGCGUCGUGCGUAUCGACGGAACCUUCUAUUUAACCUACACGGCCUACGAUGGCACAACCGCCCGUCUUUGCCUUGCGACUUCAACCGAUCUGGUCCACUGGAAGAAAUUCGGUCCCAUCCUGCCUACCUUCACGGAAACCGUCUACAAUUGGCGCGAUCCCGUCACCUAUUUCGCUCCCAACCCCAUUGGCUGGACCAAGAGUGGUGCUAUCAUCGAUGAGCGCCAGCCUGAUGGGUACUACUAUAUGCAAUUCGGAGACACUUAUCUUUACACUGCGAACUCGACGGACUUGAUCCAUUGGGAGGUCUCGGGCAACGGCCAGCCGUUUGCUCCACUGAUGAAUGUGUGGGAGCAGGCAUUGACUGAGAGUGGGCCGCCUCCGAUCAAGACGAGAGAUGGCAUGUGGCUGAAGGUCUACAACGGUAUGGCCACCGGUGGUGUUGGCGGUUAUGCUAUUGGCCAAUACAGCACCGGACAGAUGCUCAUUGAUCCGGCCAACUCCCCUCUGGGACCUCCCGUUGCGCGCCUCGAGACCCCCAUCUUGCAGCCGACGACAGCCACAGAAAUCACUGGACAGGUGGAUAAUGUUGUGUUCAGCGAGGGAUUAGUGCAGUUCAAGGGCAAGUGGCUACUUUACUUUGGAGCGGGUGAUGCAUUCCUGUCGGUUGCGCAGACUCCUGUGCAGCCUUGA